Penaeus indicus is the source of this 7696-nucleotide messenger RNA. Its product is annotated as dual serine/threonine and tyrosine protein kinase-like. Gene Ontology annotation, biological process: cellular response to fibroblast growth factor stimulus; positive regulation of fibroblast growth factor receptor signaling pathway; protein phosphorylation. Gene Ontology annotation, cellular component: cytoplasm. Gene Ontology annotation, molecular function: ATP binding; protein kinase activity. The record is from RefSeq and is a predicted model, not a curated record. Lineage: Eukaryota; Metazoa; Arthropoda; Malacostraca; Decapoda; Penaeidae.
GUGAAGAUGGCAGAGGGAUUGGUGGUGGAGUUUCAGAAGUUUAAUAAGAACGCCAGACACUUAAAACGCUUGCAGAGGGAAACUUUACAGUCGAUUGAAGAUGUGGGCUUGUCGGGGAAUUUGUCGGAAGAGCAGGUGGCGGAGAUCCGGUUCAGCGAAGUGGAGCUGAGCGAGCUGCGGCACGUGCUGGGCGUGCCGCCGUGCAUCGUGGUGGGCGGGCAGGACGCGUACGGCAAGGUGCUCGUGGUGACGCGCCUUCUGGCCGAGCAGGUGCUGCCCAUCGUGCCCCGCUUGACCCCCGGCCGCGCGUGGCGCCCCGUUCGCCUCAAGCACUCGCACGCCCGCACCGUCUGCCUCGCCCUCCCCGACCAUGGCCCGCACGCCGAGGCCGGCUACGAGCUCGUGCACUCCCUCCACGCCCACGCGCGCCCGUGGGGCACCGUGCCGCGCGCCGACGUCGAACUGGACCAGCGAGCCAUGCAGGACCCCGUGGUGGGGAGCGCCAUGCUGGAGGUGGGCCUCCCACACCCGUUGCUGAAAGAGGGCGUGCAGGUGGUCAUGACGCCCACCGUGCCCCACAAUCGCGCCCUCAACACGUCCAUCGAGUUCCUGAGGGCGCUGUUGCCCGAGGUGCUGCCCAUCAUCGUCUACGCCAUCUCGCGGGACGACCUCUCCGAUGCCGAGGUGAACGAGCUGCGGGAGCUGAAGCGGCUGCACCCGGAGCUGCCCGUCUUGUUCAUCCGCGUGCCGCUGCUGCCCGAGACGUUCAGCGACGACCUCCCCGAGUCGGAACAGCACGACAUCCUGUGCAAGCUGCGCGUGCUGCCCUCCCCGGUGCGCCCCGACCAGAUUCCUCAGCAGCAGCAGCAACAACAGCAACAGCAGCAGCAACAGACGCCCAUUAUACCCACGGGAGCCGCGCGGAUCCAGCAGCAGGUCCCCGUCAAGCUUUUUCGCACGCUCUGCGAUAACCUCGGUUACCUCACAAUGACACCGGCGCCCAAGAAAUUCCGGUGUCGACUGGUGGAGCAUAGUUACCGAGUCGACAGCGAACUAAUCGACAGUUUUGACUCGUUCCCCAACGUUGUUCCGUACAUAAGGAUGAUUUUGCAGUCUCAUCUCAUCCACACGUCGACGCUUUUGAACCAGGGCCAUAACCGGUGCAUGAGAAAGUUCAUCCUGUACGCGUUCGACAUGGCGCGCGAAAUCCAGAUCACGCCGAGGAGGAUCAGCUACGCGAGGGAGAAGGAAGCCGAGCUCUACGAGAACCUCAUGGCCAUCGCGUCGAGCAAGCAGGACGAGAUCCGCAGCGUUAUCAUCGACACCAUCGCCAACAUGUCCGAGGAUCUGCUGGAAAGGGCAGCCGACUACGAGUUUCAAGACGUGGAGAACUUGCCGACGAGCGAAGUGGUGUGCGCCAGACAGGUGCGAAUCUGCACGGGCGAAAUCCAGGAGUUGGUGAUCGGGUCCCUGAACGCAGAGGUCGGGAGGCAGCUGGUGGAUCGCGUGGACGUGAUGCGCGAGUCGUACUUGGGCACCCUGCAGCGGUGUCUGGAGAGCCUGGAGAAGGACUGCCGAGCCUGCGGGGAAGAUCCUCAUAUUGGGGACGCGCUCAAGCAGAUGGUUAAUGCAGCCUACCAAGUGGAGGUGACUGUGACCACCUCUUCCUCUGUUUUGCGUUCUUUGUGGGAGAAAAUGAAGCAGUUGGUGGCCGCCAUGCCCGGGAGAACCCCACCGAUUAUAGAUGCAGAAUGGAAGAGAAAGGUUGCAGCUGAUAUGAUUGCCAGUCUUUCAGAAACAAAGCUGACAAAGAGUAUAUGUGCACAGUUUCGCGAGAGAUUAAAAAGCAGCCAUGAUUCCUUCCUCGGGAGCCUCAAACAGUUGGAGACUCAGCUCACCAGCCGCCUGGAAAAAACAGAAGAACAGCAGACUCGUAUAAAGAAAAUUGAUGCUCCCAAGCUCGCUCGUCUCUCGCUUGAGUCCACGUCUCUCAGGGAUAUGAUUCUCUUUGGUCAGUUUUUAAGACUGAAACAAGGUCUCCUUUUGAAGAACAUCAUAGAUCAAUGUUUGCCAUAUUUAGCAGCUUGUGAAACACUACAUUUAGCUGCAAAAUGUAGUCCACCAAACACAGAUAAACAUAAUAAUAAUAAUAAUAAUAAUAAUAAUAAUAAUAAUAAUAAUAAUAAUAAUAAUAAUAAUAAUAACCUGCGAGGAAGUGUGAUUGACCACACUUAUGGCCAGGGGGAAACUCCAGCUGUCCUAUUGAUAAUGGACAGGCUCACUCGGGACUUGUACUCUGCAAUCAAGCAUGGUCUUGAUUGGCUAGUCAGACUCCAGAUUUCUCUUGAUGUCACUCAGGGUAUUAGGUUCCUACAUUCCCAAGGUCUUGUGCACAGAGACAUAAAACUAAAGAAUGUAUUGUUGGACAGGAGCAAUCGAGCUAAGCUGACCGAUCUUGGUUUCUGCAAGCCAGAGGCCAUGAUGUCAGGCAGUAUUGUUGGUACUCCCAUCCACAUGGCCCCAGAGCUUUUCACUGGCCACUAUGACAAUAGUGUUGAUGUCUAUGCCUUUGGCAUACUCUACUGGUAUAUCUGUGCUGGCCACGUGAGGUUACCUCUUAUCUUUGAGCAAUGUCAGUCAAAGGACCAGCUUUGGACUUGUGUUAAGAAAGGUGCUCGGCCAGAAAGACUAGCACAGUUUGACAAUGAAUGCUGGGAGCUAAUGCAGGAAUGCUGGGCUGGGGACCCUGCCAAAAGACCACUGCUUGGUGAUGUGGAGCCCCGGUUAAUGCGUAUAAUGGAGUGUUAUGCAAAGAAACAGCUGGAAUACAAAGAACACUGGCAUGACGAUCAACACAAUGAGGACGAUAGUAAAGUUGACUCAGCCAUAGAUGCUGUGACGACUGAGCAGUGUGGCUUCAUAGCAUGGGAAGAUGAAACACUAUUGGACUGUAUGGGGAUGUACACCCUCAGUAGUACGCUGUGGCGGUGAGUAGUGUAUUGGGUGUAGUGACAGAUAAACUAGUGCUUCAGACAAGGCUUUGGAUGGUGUGUUGAUCAGCAGCUUUGGUAAUAAGAAGGUCGAGAGGAAAGUCAGAAUAUGUGAAACUAUCAUUGUUAGUAAUAUUCCUUUUUGAAAUUGGAAAUGGAGCUUCCACCAUAUUUAACUAAACAUGUCCUAAAAAAAUAUAUAUAUUUAGUGGUAUCUCCUGUACUUAUUUGUAGUUAUUGCAGAAACUGCAUUACAGGGUGUCUGCAUCCUGUAUCUCAGUAAACUUUUAAAGCCGUGGGUGCCUUUCGUAAAAAUUAUUGCCAGAAGAGGUUUUUCCUAAUAGAGUGUGUGCCUUUAGACUGAACUAAAUGUAUGAAUCAUGUCACAGUGUUGAAGUUCUGCAGAGCAUAGAUCAUCAUGAAAGAUGAGACAUUGAUAAAUGUGCUUAUGUUUUUUUGUUGUUGUUUUUUUGCUUGCUUUUGGGGUCAUCUGUGUAUAAUCAUGUUGAAAAUGUUUGUUUUUAUAGAUACUACAUAGGCAUUGAAAAGCAUGUAAUUUUAACAGCUAAUAGCAAAUGGACUUCUGAAUGGGAAUACAUCAUUAAACACCUUGCAGCUUGAAUUUAAGAGUGAAUUUAAAAUGGCAUAGCUAUGAAUACACAGUUCUACUCUUUUACUAUGUAUGAAGGGUAUAUUCAUUUUGUAAUUCCCCUCCCCCCUCCCUUUUUUAGGGCAAUGAUGAUCCUGUCUGUGAAUGCCUAUCACCUUUGACUUGUCCACGGGAACAGGGAAUUUGGAUAUACAAUAACUAUCUGUCCAAAGUAUUAUAUUGUAAGUAGGAAUUAUACUAAAAACUGCAUCCUUUCUCUAUCAUCUGUCAUCUUUAUAGUUGCUUUCUUCUUCUCUUCCUUCUCUUUUUUUCUAGAAAAAGCUUUACAGUGUCGAGAAAAGAGAAACAUCAGCUUAGCAAAGGGGAAGUCACAACCAGAAAUAUGAAUAUGUGAUCUUAAAAGCUAGAGAGAGAAAAUAUUAAAACUUUUUAAAAGUCAUAUCAUAAUUUGUGGUUUGUAUGAAAGCACUGUCAGUGUUUAGUUCUUUUUCCAUGCAUAUUUUUAAAGAUUCUCUUCUUAGCCAAUCUUUGGCAGGUGAGAAUUCACAGAUAUGAAUAUUUAAUGUGAAUGAAAGUUAAAGGGAGGGAAGUGUUAUUUAUCAGAAUUACGUAUAUUUUUGAAAGAGAUGAACUCAAAACAAGAAAUAAGCUUGUGUGUAUAUAGGGAUGCAUGAAUAUGUUUAUAUUUUUUUCCCCAUUUUCUCAUUUGUGUGUCUGAUUUUACAGAACCAUGUCAGAAUCUACAUGGUCGCAUGGCUUAAGCUGUAAACCCAUUUUUUACAAACUGUGUUACCAGUUCAACAAUAACAGAUCAAGUUUAUGUGUAAAAUGCUUUCAUGCAGUUGGUUAUUUUGGGUACUCUAUGCCUAGAAGUGUAUUUAUGUUUCCAUCCAUUUGUCAUUCCAUCCAUCGGUUCUGUUUAAGGAUUAUAAUUUGUAUUUAAGCAUUUUACAUACAAACUAGGUUUAAAAUAAGAGAGAGAGAGAGAGAGAGAGAGAGAGAGAGAGAGAGAGAGAGAGUGUGUGUGUGUGUGUGUGUGUGUGUGUGUGUGUGUGUGUGUGUGUGUGUGUGUGUGUGUGUGUGUGUGUGUGUGUGUGUGUGUGUGUGUGUGUGUGUGUGAGUGAGUGUGUGUGAGUAAGGAGAUAGUAAGAGGAGGAGGAGGAGGAGGAGAGAAUUCAUAUAUGUUUUUGUCUGUUUUGUGUAAUCUAUUUUGAUCUUAAGAUUUACACUAUGAAAAAAAAAUAGGAUAUUGAUAUAGGAAAAUUUGAAAUAUAUUUAUAAGAUUAAGUUAUGAGUUGUUCAUUCAUGGUAUAAAAGAAAAUCAGAAAGUCUCACUAACUAAAUAUUUGGUGAGUUUUUGUACUAAUGUAGUAAGACUCUAGUGCCAGAUUGCAUUUAGAAUUCAGAUGAGAUACAUUUACUUUUUUACUUGAAUGUUGAAUAAAUACUGUAUUAUAGAUAAUGAAAAAGUUAUGACAUAACACUAGUGAUUUUGCUUUACAUAGGAGUAGUUUUGAAUGUGUAUCUUUUUCUUGUCGAAGAACAAGGUCUUGAGUUUCUUCAUUCCGUGCUUUUUGCCACUGAAAUAGAUUUCCAUGUUCAGCAUCAGAAGAUCUCAGUUAAGAUAAUAUUUACAUUGUACAAAUGAUUAUGAGAGAAAAAGAAAAUUUGGUUGGAGAGGAUAUAGUCCCUGAUAGAAUUACAUGUUGAAAGCUUCCAAGCUGGGAGAGAAAAAAAAACGGUAUUUAUUGAGAAAGACGAGGACCAAUUUGAAGAUGAAAUGUUUACAUCUUCAGUGAGUAACAAGGUAUGAGGAAGUAAGUUUCAUGUCUUAUGUCUGGAGUGUUCAUUAUCUUGUUUUACCUUUUAAUGGAGUAUUUAUUAUUCUUUUUUUUUUCUCAGAGUUAUAUGAAGAUUUGGAUUUAUUAUUGUUGACAAGAAAUAUGUUCUCUGACUGUCAGUCUGUGUUGUUAAAAGAAAAAAAAGAAAAAAUCUUGAAUCACUCAUCCUGGAUGGUAUCUAAUCAUGCCAUGGGAAACCAGGCCCAGAUACCAGGUGACAAAUGCCCAUGCCAUGAGCAAUCAAGCCUGCUCUAAGAUUUGCACUAAACAAUUUUUUGAUUGUUUAGCUCUGACUGUGGUCAGUGAGGAGAUACAGCUCUCAUAUUUAGGCUUUAAGUUUCUUUUUUGCCACCUGUCCUCAAGAGUUAUGUAUGUUGCAGCAUAAGUGUAAAUGAAUGUUUCUAGUGCAACUGCUGAUUGCUCAUUGGUGGCUUAAGCUGGAUAUAAAUAAUUUGAAAUGAUAGCUUUAGAUAUAAAGAUCAUGAAAUUCAGUAGGUAAAGCAACCUUUUCAAUGGAAAGGAUAUUUUAUUUAACAAAUAACAAUAUGAUUAUUUUGAAAGAAAUUUUACCCUUGCUUUUAUUAAGAGUGACUUUGCUUGAUAUGAGGUAAUGAAAAAAAUAAUGGAAAAGGAUAAAAAAGAAAAAUGUUUUGGAAAUGUACUUUUGGAAAAUAGAAAAAGGGAGGAAAGAAUAAAUAUGUUGAAUAUCUGGAAACUCUUCCCUGUCCAGGAGCAUCAACUAGCUUCUGAGGGAAAAUAAUGUGUAUGUAUAUGUGUAUAUAUAAUUUAGUUGAUCAUGAGCAUUGCUUCAUAUUUAUUUCAUACUACAUAACAGGUGUUUGUAUUGUGCAAUUAAACUUCAGCUUGAACUGAACUACAUGUGUAGGAAGAGUUCAGCAAUACAAUAUAGUGAAGAGGAGAAAAAAAGAGAGUUAAAUAUUCCUUAUUAACUCAUUGGUGCCAUGUGUAUGCAUCUACCCACAAUAAUUUGUUUUGUCAAUUCUCGUUUCACAUGGAUGGUUUUACUAAUGCUGAGUCAUCAAGGAGUUAUUUACUAGGCUUACCUGAUCUCUCGUGUUUGCCCCAUUCCUUGGAAGAAAAGUAUUUAGUUCUAAUUCUUCUUAUUGUUAUUGACAUUAUUUUUAUUAAAAUGCUAUUAACAAUGCAAAUAAUGAAAAAAGGUAUUAUGUUUUAAAAAUCAGGGAAUCAUUAAACAAGUAAAAUCAGGUAGGCUUUGUAAUUAGUUUGUACUAUUAUGAAGCCAUCUGUGUGUAUAGAAAACAGAAUAAAAUUGCAAUGUACACAUACCCUCCUGGUGUCAGCAGGUUAAAUGAUAAGCUUUUAAUGAAUAAAUAGGGUGGAAUUUUGUACUCUUGAGCAAUCCAAUAUGAGUAUGGAACAAUAUUUCUAAAUCAUUUAUUUUUGUAUGAGUUGGAUUCUGCCAAGUGUAAUUUUGUUUGGUCAUAAUAAUGGUAUUUGUAGUAACUGAGUUCUGUGUCCUAUGGAAGAAAACUUACUCUUGAACAGUUUAGUAUUCAAAACUUUUUUAAAAGCCUUUGUAUUUUUGACAGUGUUCAUCUUCUGAUGACUAUUUCAGUGUUUUUUUUAAGUACUGCAAGAGAAGGUAUAGUUUCUGAUUGAUUUUGUCACAAAUCUUUGAGGUUUUCCUCAUUAGUCAGAUGUAAAAGGAAUGUUGUUUGAGAUAGUGGCAGACAUGGAGUGUAAUGUCAUUCUGCAUAUUGCAAGGCAAAGUAAGCAUAACUGAGUUAUGAUGAAUGUCAUUUGUAAAGUUCAUUAAGAGCAUUGCAUAUGCUGCCCUGUUGUGCUGUAUUUGAAAUGUUAAGAGUGGUAUGAAAGUUUUUGGGAAAAAAAUAAAUAAAAUUGUUAGGAAUGGUUGGGCUAUAUGUGUAUUUUUCUUUUGGAUUAUAUGUGUGUAUAUAGAAGAUUUUUGCUGUAAUAAAUGCCCUUAAUAUUUAUGUAUGUGUGUGUGUGUAAGUGUGUAUGUGCAUCUAUGUAUAUGUAUAUGUAUAUAUACAUGUAUAUGUAUAUAUAUGAACUAUAAUCAUGUUGACAAAUGUAGAAAAGGUAUGAAUGAGGAUGAAUUUAUUUAUUCUCAUUCAUAGCUUUUCUACACACACACACACACACACACACACACACACACACACACACACACACACACACACACACACACACACACACACACACACACACACACACACACACACACAUACACACACACACAUACACACACA